Messenger RNA from Mytilinidion resinicola, 1830 nucleotides. RefSeq lists its product as uncharacterized. Lineage: Eukaryota; Fungi; Ascomycota; Dothideomycetes; Mytilinidiales; Mytilinidiaceae. The coding region runs from base 428 to 1411 and encodes 327 amino acids. The record is from RefSeq and is a predicted model, not a curated record. The transcript has a single exon.
AAACUGUGGACAUGGGCACCGCUGGCCCUCCGCCGUAGCCUCUGCCGCUUCCAACCACAUAUUCAUCUCCCUGCCCGCUGCCUCCAGCUGCGUUUCCCUCAACACUCGCCUUCUCCUACCACCGCCGCGCACCCCGAGUGAGUGUGCUGGAGCCUCGUGUAAUAAUCCCGCAUGCCGACACUGCCCAGCCGCUGUUAAUCUCGACUCGCACAACCUGCCGCACCCCUGCAACCCCGAGUCAUUACAACCACCAUAAUCGCUAUCGUACUGCCAGCCUGCCCUCUGUUGCUGCCUCCUCCUGGGCACUCCCUCCCCACUCGAACCGCACGAACCGACCGAUCGCAAUUGACGACUGCGAAUACCUCUCCUUCGAAGCCGACGCUCCGCCGUCCCCUCAGUUGAUCGCUGAUCGCCCGGAUUCAACCCUAUGCCUGAACUCCUCUCCACCUCCGCGACACGCAUCAUGGCCAACACCCAGGAGCCUUUCUCCUUUCUCCACGAGAACAUACCGGCAUGGUUCAAGAACGUCGCCGAGAUAGAGGCUAAGGUCGCUGGCCUCCAGUCAGAGAUCACAAGAGUGCCGGUUGCUGCGAUACCGAAGAAGAAGACAGCCUCCACAGAAUCAAUACCAGUCAACGACGAGAAUGCUAUUGGGACGAUUCAGGAAGAAGACGGCACAUCCGGCGUGGCCCGGCCAACACAGAUGCAGCUGAUGAAGAGGAAGAGGAAGCCAGGAUCCGUUCUUUCCGGGCACGCGUCAGGCCCAAUAAAAUACCGGUCGCGCACCAUGAUCAUCGUAUGGUACGAUAGCGAAGUACAGAAAGCGUUUGAGGCACUUGUAAGGUGUAUCGGCACUGGCCGGAACCUGCUCCGGAAAGGAAAGAUGGCAGCAAAGAUGGAGGCAUUGGCUGACAUGGCGAGCGCAUUCGAUGACGAUGGCGAUGAUGAUGACUCAACGGCGAAGGUCGGAUACAAGCCUCGCGUUUCCGGCAUGCCGAACUUCCGGUCAACACGCAGGAUGGGAGGCUCGGGUGGGGCUGCGGGUGGAGACUCCGGUGCGAAGUUCGAUGCUGCUGACAAGGAAUUGGAGAAGGCUCAGAGUUUGUGUGAGCGUGGUGCUCAUCAGUUCCUUCGCGAUGGCGACUGUCGGACGGAACUCAACGCUGUCCGGCAACACUUUGCGGAGGUCCAAAAUCUCAGCGAGCAGUACAUGUCAUCGCAAAGCAAGAUGGAUACAGUGACUGUCGAUGAAGUCAAAGUGGAGGUACCGAAGCAGUUGAAGCCGAAGCCAGUACAAGUUCCGACGAUCACCGAUCGAGUUCCAAUGGCAUCCAAGGCCAUCGAGGUAGACGAUGACGAUGAUGGAGAAGACUGGGUGUUGACGCCCGUCCGCCGCACAGCACGCGGAUAAAGCAAUAUGUUGCCGAUUGCCUAACACUGUUUGAGGUAUCUUCGCGAGCUUAGCAGCCAGUCAACCAUCUGCCUUGCUUGCUUCCUGCGAUUUAGCGAGUCGGACUUGUGAUUUUAUGGAGUUAUACUGGCGUUUCAUUAUGGGCAUCUCCGGAAUGGGUGGGGAAACUCGGAUGCCCUCACGCUCGACACGAAAUUCUGCAUCGAUCUCCCGGUUUAGCGUUUCCUGCAUGUUCGUUUUCUCUGCAUUUUCAAGGGGUCCCACGAUUUUAGGUGGGUGUAGCGACGGGAGUGAAAUUUACAAUGCCCUCUGUUUCUUUAGGGGCGGUCGUGCCCUUUUCACCUUCGCUCGAUAUCACUUUGUUUUCCAGAAAAGAUUGUAAUCACACUCGCUACCUAGUUUGAAUGUCAACCUUCGUA